Messenger RNA from Amphibalanus amphitrite, 486 nucleotides. Its product is annotated as collagen alpha-1(XI) chain-like. NCBI's taxonomy places the organism in Eukaryota, Metazoa, Arthropoda, Thecostraca, Balanomorpha, Balanidae. The transcript is spliced from 2 exons. The record is from RefSeq and is a predicted model, not a curated record. Bases 1 to 486 code for a protein of 161 amino acids.
AUGGCGGCCGGCGCAGGUACGGCGCCGAGUGCCGCGAGUCCCGGACGCAUCUCGCGCAGUGGUGGACAGGGCUGGGUGGCGCUGAAUGAGAGUCCCGGACGCAGUGGUGGACAGGGCUGGGUGGCGCUGAAUGAGAGUCCCGGACGCAGUGGUGGACAGGGCUGGGUGGCGCUGAAUGAGAGUCCCGGACGCAGUGGUGGACAGGGCUGGGUGGCGCUGAAUGAGAGUCCCGGACGCAGUGGUGGACAGGGCUGGGUGGCGCUGAAUGAGAGUCCCGGACGGAGUGGUGGACAGGGCUGGGUGGCGCAGAAUGAGAGUCCCGGACGCAGUGGUGGACAGGGCUGGGUGGCGCAGAAUGAGAGUCCCGGACGCAGUGGUGGACAGGGCUGGGUGGCGCUGAAUGAGAGUCCCGGACGCAGUGGUGGACAGGGCUGGGUGGCGCUGAAUGAUAGUCCCGUGUGGACAGGGCUGGGUGGCGCUGAAUGA